UAGUUUAAUUAUUCGCUUUUAUUUUGAAAGACCGCACCGGAAGCGGCGUUGUUGAUGAGCCUGCUCUGAUCGUGACGACAGAGAGUCUGAGACCAGCGAGCUCCGAGCGGGCUGCGGAGGAUGUCGACCCCGCUGCGGGGACCAGCUCCGGGCGGGACGCUUGUGUCCAGUCGGCCGCUCCCCGGCCAGUCGCCCCGCACCUGCGGCCGUCUGCACCCAUGAAGCCCCCGCUGAUGAAGCCCCGAGCUGCCAAAGUGAGGCGGAAAGUGGCCGGAGACAGAGAGCAUGUACUGGCGCGUCGGGUUUGCCUGGACGCGGUCGUGUGUGGUUGAUCUUGGCCAGAACCAGAGCUUCUCCUCCGGCCUGCUGGGCUCCGAUGAGCAGCUCUCGUUUUAUGGGUACAUUAUCGCCUACCCACUGCAGGACUACGGCGGGAUCAUGUCAGCUCUGGGCUCGGACUCGUGGUGGCGGAAGACGCUGUAUCUGACCGGAGGGGCUCUGCUCGCGGCCGCCGCUUAUCUGCUGCACGAGCUGCUGGCCAUCAGAAAGGAGCAAGAGCUGGACUCUAAAGACGCCAUCAUACUCCACCAGUUCUCCAGGCCCAAAACUGGCGCCCCGUCCCUGUCCCCUUUCUGCCUUAAGUUGGAGACCUACCUCCGUAUGGUUGACCUGCCCUACCAGAACUACUUCGAUGGGAAGCUUUCACCGCAGGGAAAGAUGCCGUGGAUCGAAUACAACCAGGAGCAGGUGUGCGGCACCGAGUUCAUCAUCGACUUCCUGGAGGAGAGGCUGGGCGCGAGCCUCAACAAGAGCCUGACGCCGCAGGAGAAGGCCGUCUCUCGCGCCAUAACCAAAAUGGUGGAGGAGCACUUCUACUGGACCAUAGCGUACUGUCAGUGGGUGGACAACCUGGAGGAGACCCAGAAGAUGCUGUCAGUGAGCGGACCGCUGAGCGACCUGCUCAAGUGGAUCCUGAGUCACUUGACCGGCGGGAUCGUCAAGAGGGAGAUGUACGGCCACGGGAUCGGACGCUUCUCUAGGGAGGAGGUCUACGACCUGAUGGAGAAGGACAUGCGGACUUUGGCCACGCUACUAGGUGAUAAGAAGUAUCUCAUGGGCUCCAAGCUUUCGACGGUAGACGCUGCGGUGUUCAGCCACCUGGCUCCUGCCAUGUGGACGCUACCAGGAACACGGCCAGAGCAGCUCAUCAAAGGUGAGCUCAUCAACCUGGCCAUGUACUGCGAGCGCAUCCGGCGGCGCUUCUGGCCCGAGUGGUUCGUGGACCUGGAGGACCUGUGCUACAGCGACACCACGGACGGCAGCGACUCGGCCUGCAAGCUCCCCGACCUGGGCCUGUACUCCCGCACGGACUCGUUCCAGGACGACACGCACAACUCGCACACCCACACGCCGCAGGACCCGCCGUCGCCCGUCAGCGACCCCACGGGCCACUCGCUGUAUGACUCUGACAUGGACACGGAGUGCUCUGAAAUGGACCAGCUCAAGUGUUGACAAAAAAACAAAACAAAAAAAAAACACAACAUUACACAGCACAGCGCCAGGAGCACACACACUUGCCCCCCCCCUACCUCUUUUGAGCGGAAGAACACGACAGGGGAGCGUUUUUCUGCGUCGGCGCAGUCGAGGUGGAGCUGAGGACCAACUGCAGUCGAGGGGAAGAAGGGGAAGUGACGCAGAUGAGUUUCAGUGGAGGGCGAGAGGCAGCAGUAGAGAAACCAGGAGUACAUGACGCCGCUGCUGAGAAACUCCUCCACGUGGUCGCAACAUCUCCCCCACGUCGUCACCAUGGCAAUGUGUGUUCGUGACCCCCUCCCCCUCCCGUAGCAACUCGCACCACCCGGCCUUGUGUGUGUUUUGACAACCCUUAUCGCCUUGUAUCGAUACGACGUGGUCAGGCAGGUAACUGUACAGGAUUCAUGCGGAAGAGUUGAGUGUAAAUAUAUAAAAAGGAUCUGAUUUGAUUCUCAGAUUCAAUAGAUAGAAUAUUUAAUUAUAUAUAAAUAUAUGAGUAUAAAUAGUAUAGAUAGCCUGCAGAUGUAGAAUCAUCCUCUCUGUCACAUGGUGUAAAUACUGUGGGUGUUUCUGUUUCCUUUCCGUGUGUCGGCCACAAAUCCUCACGUCAUCGUCUCAUCGAGUAUCCCUCCCCCUUCUGCUGGUCCAGGAUCAGCACGAGGACGCUACGACUUCCUGUCCUAACUACUGGGAUAACACAGUAAUGCCUGCUGCCUGUGUUUUUAAAUAAUGCAGUGACAUUUCUCGGAAGAUAAUCUGCCACAAGCACUUUGAAGCUAUCCUUCAUUUUGCCAAAAAAACCCCCUAAUUUUCCUCUCCCCCGUGACCUUAGAAGCAUAAUAUGACAUCAUACCCUGUCAGGACUGUAGAUUUAGGUCACGUAGACGUCGAGUGCGAGUCAAACAAUCACGUAGAAAUAGAUUAAAUAGAUACACCGUCUGAAUGAGAGUGCAUGGCUGGUACGUGCCGAUAGAAACCUCCCUUUAAACGCCGCGUUAUCCGUGUUUCUUCGCUGGCUUGUUUAUGUUUUGUUUGUCACAAAUCAACCACCCGAGAAUCCACCCAUGAUAGAUAACUUCUGUGUUGACGGCUCGGAAACGUUACGUAGAGCAAUAACAGUCUGGCUGUGUCUGAGGGUUAGGUGUGGGUUUUGUGUGUGUUUGUCACUCAGCAAAUGCACAAACCGACAUAUUGUGUGUUGAAGCUCCUAAUACAGAUGCAAGCGAGGGGACAUACAGUGAAUAUGCUGCGUUUCCACUGAGAGUAUUAAGAACUUUUAGUCCCAGGAACUAAAGACAGGCAAGUCAUUUUCGUCAACAUCGAAAUAAGUCCAUCUGUUCUUUGCUCUGUAACUUCUUGUUGGCACAUAAAUAAUGCAAAAUUAACAAAAUGCGAGCUGAAUUUUUAACAGCGGGUGGCUGUUGUAAAAAGAAAAAAACAAACAAACAAAAGAAAAACGCUGUGAGUGCGUAACCAAUCAGAAUUGUUCAGAGCUGCAAGCCACACCCCCCCAAAAGUUCCUGAACCUUUUUGGAGAUACAACCACCCAGAACAUGGACUUUUUUUUUGGGGGGGGGGGGGCAGUUAUGUCCCUGGAGGUGAAUUCAUGCCCUGGUCCCUUUGCAGAGGAAACCAAUUAGUUCCUCCGAAGGUUCCCGGUCCCUGGGGAAACUUCCUGCAGUGGAAAACGCGGCUCUUGUGGUGCAUGGAUGAGUCACCCUCUGUGCAUGAAUGAUGACGCACUGCUAACGUUUCACAGCUGAACCUUCCCUCAUUAACACACACAGAAGAACACACACACACAAAUUGUCAUGAUGUUGUUCAGUCCAGUUAUAUUCUUAUGUUGUUGUCACGCUGCUGCUUGUCAUUCAUGGUCCGACUCAAGUACAACUCAUGUGAGGCAUGAAUCCAGUCCUCACAGGUCUUUUGAUUAGCGGAUGCCAACUGCUCGAGCUAACUGCUAUCUCCAUAACCAGCUAGCAGGCAGUCAGCAGACUUGUUGGUAAUUUUGCUCAGCUCUGUCGCCAACAGGCAGCAUUCUCACAGUUUGUUCAAAGAUCCAUUUGUCAGACUGUGGCAAGACUGUCUGCAAACGCUCCUCUUUCACGGAACGCGUAAUACCACGACACAGUAGGUUAAGUGAGUUAAUGGCCAUGAAGGCAUCCUCUGUUUUGGACUCUUUGGCUGUCCAUCCCCUCCCGGGUUGACGCUGUCAGAACGGCUUAAUGUUGGUCAACUAGUUGGUUCAUCAAAAUCGAUACAGGAUGCUUUAAAAAAAUCAGCUCUUCAAGUGGAUCCACCAACUGCAUCAGUUCCAUCGGAAUGAACUGAAAUUGGCACAAAAUGUCGCCGCUUUAAAUUCAGAUAUACAGGAUUUGUAUUCAAGUUACAUGUUGGGAGAUAAAUAUCAGAGAGAGAGAUAUUGAAGGUUGCAGAACAAAAUGCCAAAAAUAUUUGAUGAGAUAUGUGUGUGUUAAUUAUUUAUUUAUUUAAUAAUGUAUUUAUUUAUUCAUCUCAGAGUUGCAGGGACGUUGCACAUAAUCACAAGUUUAUCCGUCCUGUCUCAUUUUCAGUAGCAGUCCCUGGGCACAUGUAAUGACAGUAACACAGUUGGUUCAUCAGGCAACAGUGUAGUUUAUUCCACCCAGAAAAUGUCCUGCUCAGUACACAAAAUGACACAGUAGUUCACAGCUAACUUAUAAGCAAUUUUAAUGUGUUUUAAAAAGACGUAAUAUUCCUUUAAUAUAUAUUUUUUAAACCCCUCAAAUAUUGACAGCCGGCCUUAAAAAUCAAAGAUCAGUCUGGCUCGACUGGUGAAGAUAAAGUUAAAUAUAUAAUGAUAUGAUAAAAUAUGUAGCAUUGAUAUGUAGCAAUAUAUUGUAAUUGACAUAAAAAGUAACAAUGUCGUAAAUAAAUUAAGGUGUAAGGUUCGAAAGCUCGAAAGGCGCCUUUGUUGACGCCAGUCUUAAGGAAGACCACGAUGUCGAUUUAACGAGUUUACCACUUUCCUCUGUGUGUCUCCGUCGCUUUACGGCAUUCUGGGUUCUCCGCUCGAUGAAAUAAAGUCCGAAACAUCAAAGUUGUGCUUUAAAUCUAAAGCCUCCAGCGAGGAGACCACUCAGCCUUUUGUGUUUGAGUGCUUCAGAUUCUUUCUGACACAACAACAUCACCUGAAGCAGAAGAAAGAUGAACUGACAGAUUAACUUUCUGUGUCUUAAAAAACCUUCGCCUGCAUGUUUCUUGCCUUGUUUCAUCUCUGGUCAGAUUCGGCCUUAAUGAAACUGACUCCUCAAGCUGUUUACUUUCUACCAGUGCCACCGUAUGACUUGUGUUUUUUUAUAUACGUCAUUGAUUUUCAUAUUUAAUUAUUUAUGCUGUGUGUAUUUAUUGAUUCUGAUGGUGGCUGUACUUUGCACUUCUCUUCUUAUGUUUACACGUGUUUUUUCUUUGGUGUCAGUCAGACGUAUUGAUUUGUGUGUUGGUGCAAUACUGUCGAUUCUCUGACCUCCUCCCUGAUGCUGAACGAGCUGCGUAAUCUCCAAGUCUUUCGCCGUACUUGCAUGUAUGUCCAUGUUUUGAGAUGUCAUUUGAUAAAUGUUAAAGAUUCAUGUCACAAUAUCACUAAUAUGAUUCGUCUUAAUGGUGCAAUAUGUGAGACUUUAAGUUGAAAAUGUUUAGAAAUGUGCUGAAACUAUCAACAGAAUGUGAAUGGCAAGCUGACGUUGUGACACCUGUUGCAGGGAUAAAGACUGAAGCUAGCAUGCUAACUAGCUAGCCCUGGCACACCCCGGUCCAUGGCCCAGUCCGGACCGCUAACUGCACGGCUAACUAAGCUAACUAGCUAAUGGCAGAUACUCUAGUAGUAGAAAAACUCUUACAUACUGCACCUUUUUAAAAUAGUUCAGUCCCUCGUCUGUUCGACUCUUAAAACCAUUAAAGGGACACUGCGCAGUUUUGGAGGAGAAAUUCAAACUCAGAAUUUUAAUAUUUACAAAAUGAAUGAGGUAAUAAGAUAUAUUUUUUUUCCCGUAAGUGAAUAAACAAGCUGGUCUCAGAGGAAUAUAACGUCCCCAGAACACUGUUUGAGAUUAGAAAGGUGGCAAGGUCCGCCACAUGUAAACCAGUCUGACUGAAGUGUCUUCCCCAAAACUACAUAGUGCACCUUUAAAAAACAAAAACAAAACAUGAAAUAUUGACUGCUAGAGCUCAGACCUGCACGUCGAGGUCGGCCAUAACUGCAACAACUCCUUCCAGAUCAGCGUCCGUGGUCAUCAGUCCCGGUGUUCCUCAGCAGUCGAAGGUCAGGGGUCAGCCCCCCCCCUCCAUCGAGAUCUCUGCUGGUAGACCGUAGAAGCCAUACUACUACUGCAUUGUCUCGUGGUGUCGUGUGUGUGUGUGUGUGUGUGUGCUGAAACACUCGUGGAGUCUCAUCAGAACUGUAAAUAAGACAGCUUAAUCUAAUCAAUGAUGCGAACAUGAUCUAAAAUGCUCUGUAACAUUAAAAAAAGAGAGAUUCUUAUGAAUGUAUCAUACCUAGAGAUUACGAAAAAAGCUGUAUGAGAAUGGAUUACUCUUGAUAUUUCAUUAAAUAUAGCUGUGGUAUUUUC
Molecule: messenger RNA, 6140 nt
Organism: Acanthopagrus latus (yellowfin seabream)
Lineage: Eukaryota; Metazoa; Chordata; Actinopteri; Spariformes; Sparidae
Gene: faxca
Product: failed axon connections homolog, metaxin like GST domain containing a
Exons: 6
Coding region: 286-1512 (408 amino acids)
Cellular component (GO): cytoplasm
Source: RefSeq, a predicted model, not a curated record